This is a messenger RNA of Alternaria alternata, 830 nucleotides long. RefSeq lists its product as hypothetical. The record is from RefSeq and is a predicted model, not a curated record. The transcript is spliced from 2 exons. Lineage: Eukaryota; Fungi; Ascomycota; Dothideomycetes; Pleosporales; Pleosporaceae. Bases 261 to 656 code for a protein of 131 amino acids.
CCCUUGUCGCAUACCCCACCAAAAGGAAGGGGAGCGCGCCAAAUCAUGCCCACCCAUGACAUGUGACGUCACAACCCUCCCCAAAGCUUGGAAACGCGCUGCGUAACCUCACGCAACUAACAUAAAGGCCAUUCUCUCCAGACCCCUAAACGACUAACUCUAGAAAUUCGUUAGCUCCUACCACGUUCCAAUCACCAAAGUAGAUAAAGAACAAACAUACAUCUCCAAGUAUUGUACGCGCGGACCAAAAGUUAUCCAACAUGUCAGACAAGAAGCAAGAAGAGCAGCCUCAGCAACAGCACAUCCAGACUGAACCCCAGGAUGACGAACAAGAACAGAAGAAGGGCUCUGGAGGUCUUUUGAGUACAAUUGGAGAUCCCAUCGGAAACGUCUUAGGCACAGCCCUCCGUCCUAUUGGCGCACCCUUAGAAAAAGGCGUAACUGGCCCACUUGGCAACGCCCUCGGCGGCACCACACGACCCGCUCUCGGUCCCUUGCUAGGCCACGAAGAAGAAAGAUCUGAAUUGCUAGGCGGCAAGAACAAGGAUAGCUAUGAGAGUACACCGGAAAAGAUUGCAGGAAAGGAGCAGACAGGGCAGAACCCUCUGGGCUUGGAUCAAACAGGACGGUGGGGAUUUGAGGACGAGAAGAAAUAGACCGAGAGAAGAGCAAGUGUAGGAUAUGUUUUGUCAAAGUUCUCAGUUUUGUGUUAUUAAGGAAAGAAAUGGCGGUACGGGUAUAUCCUUUGAAGAACUCCCAAACUCCAAUGAUCUAGUGACCCGAGAUGAUCAAAACAUCUCACUCAUACCACUCUCGCCCAACACUCCUUC